Messenger RNA from Lathyrus oleraceus (garden pea), 1461 nucleotides. RefSeq names its product F-box/kelch-repeat protein At3g23880. Gene Ontology annotation, molecular function: protein binding. The coding region runs from base 135 to 1331 and encodes 398 amino acids. The transcript has a single exon. The record is from RefSeq and is a predicted model, not a curated record. NCBI's taxonomy places the organism in Eukaryota, Viridiplantae, Streptophyta, Magnoliopsida, Fabales, Fabaceae.
AAAUCUUUAUAAUUUCAGUCGGCUGAACUUUUCAUUUAGGAUUUUGAUACUGCGGCUGGUGGCGAAGGAUAUGGCCAAAACGCCGCCGCCGUUUAUAAAGAGGAAACAACCCCAACAAACCACCGCUUACACGGAUGAAACAACCCCAAUCAACCCUAACAUCACCGCUUACACCGAGGAAACAACCCCAAUCAACGCUAACAUCACCGCUUAGACAGAGGAAACAACCCCAAUCAACGCUAACAUCACUCCAUCUUCCUUUCGAUCUGGUGGAAGGAAUACUGUGUAGGCUUCCCGUGAAACAGCUCAUUCAAUUCUGUUGCGUCUGCAGGUCAUGGAAUUCUCUUAUCUCCGGAGAUUCCAACUUUGCCAAGAAGCAUCUUCGGUUGUCAACCUCCCGCCACAGCCGCCACCAUGUUAUCAUGAGCUCUGCGCACAAAUCGCCUGAGUUUGUUAUAUGUCAUUCCCCGAUCACCUCUCUCUUCAGCUCUGCAUCCCCUAUGGAGUUCAGGUACCCUCUAAAAGAGAUUCGUAACAAAGGAGAUCAUUAUAUGGAAACUUCCGCAUGUGACGGCUUGUUAUGUUUUAGGAUAGAUAAUUCUUUAGCUCUUUUAUGUAAUCCUUCUAUUAGAAAAUUUAAGAUAUUGCCUCCUUUGGAAUUUUCAGACCAAAGAUUUGACCAAAUCACAUACACAUUAGUGUAUGAUGGUUUCACCAAUAAUUAUAAGAUUAUUGCUAUUAAUACUAGUAGUAGAAAAAAAGAAGUCAAUGUUCAUACUCUGGGUACUGAUUAUUGGAGAAUGAUUCCAGGCUUCCCAGACCCUGACCUCAUUCCUAGGCGUAGAUCGGGAACAUUUGUGAAUGACUAUGUUAAUUGGUUGACAUAUGAUUCUACUUGUUGUGCAUUUUUAAUUGUUUCUCUUAAUUUGGAGAAAGAGUCUUUUCAAAAGCUUGCACUGCCUGCCUUUGAUGCGCAAUACAGAACCUCUUCUAUGACCUUAGGGACAUUGAGGGGUUGUUUAUCCCUCCUCAUUGACAGAGGGGACAGGUUUUCUGAUAUUUGGAUUAUGAAGGAAUAUGGUAAUGAAAAGUCUUGGAUUAAAUUGUUUAGUGUUCCUCACAUGAGAGAAUGUGGUUUUCAUGGAUAUAUCGGGGCAUUAUAUGUUUCAAAGGAUGAUCAAUUACUUAUGGAGUGUUUGAAGAUGAGGAAUUAUAGUUUGGUUGUUUAUGAUUCCAUACAUCAUACUUUUAAGAUUCCUAAAUUUCAAAACAACAUCUAUGGUGAAAUGACACAAAAAGUGUAUGUUGAGAGUUUGAUAUCACCAUUGUAGUUGUUGUGUUUCGAUUAUGCUUAUUCUUAUUACUACUGACUUCAUGAGUUAAUAUGCGGCUUUAGAAGUUGCUAUGACAUAACACAUUGUAACAAUGGUUUUCUCUUAUUAUGUACUCUAUUGUUCCCAA